Messenger RNA from Exaiptasia diaphana, 553 nucleotides. RefSeq lists its product as uncharacterized. NCBI's taxonomy places the organism in Eukaryota, Metazoa, Cnidaria, Anthozoa, Actiniaria, Aiptasiidae. The annotation marks the transcript as partial. The transcript has a single exon. Gene Ontology annotation, molecular function: RNA binding. The record is from RefSeq and is a predicted model, not a curated record.
AGACUUAUACGCGGAAACGUUACUUCAACGCUGUCAAUCAAGCCUGGAAGUCAGUUCUUCAACCAAUGAGCUUUUACAAGGAGGCCAAUCUAGUGCGGUCAGUUCGAAAUUACAAGACCAUGUCGAAUUAUGAACAAAGACAACCGCUGACCACUGUCUACGUGCGCUGGCGGGCUAACGAAGAYUUAAAGACGUAUACCUUGGACGACAUCAUUGAAAUCUUCAGCCAUUUUGGAGAAAUACGCAAGGCACGGCUACAAACGCCAAGCAGUGCUUGGGUUACGUUUGAAACGAUUGAGAGUGCAUGCCGCGCCAUCAAUGUUAAAAAUAUUGGUGUCAGCGGUUAUCCGUUACACGUGUGCUGGYUGCCACAAGCCAAUCAGAACGCACGCUGGGUCAAAAAGGAGUCCUUUCCAAGACCCUAUGAUAUGCUGCCCAAGCUGCUGAGUACAGGGAUCAGCGAGGCAAUUUCUAAUUCUAGUCAGAUUCAGUGUUCGUUCUAUAGAUGUCCCUAUCGACAUGUAAGACACACUUGAAAAAUAAAAUACUUUGA